AUGCAGACUGCUACUACAAACAUUUGUGAAAGACUGUGCAAUAAGUCCAUCCGAGAAAUUUCCUUGCUGCUAAAUAUUUCACAGUCAACCGUUAGCAAUAUUAUAACAAAGUGGAAGCAACUGGGAGCAACAACAACUCAGCCACGAAGUGGUAGGCCACAUAAAAUGACAGAGCGGGGUCAGCGCAUGCUGAUGAGCACAGUGCACAGAAGUCGCCAACUGUCUGCAGAGUCAAUAGCUAAAGACCUCCAAACUUCAUGUGGCCUUCAGAUUAGCACAACAAUGCGUAGAAAGCUUCAUGGAAUGGGUUUCCAUGACCAAGAAGCUGCAUCCAAGCCUUGCAUCAGUAAGGUACUUGCACGACUGCAUUGUGUCAAGUGUAAA
This is a messenger RNA of Staurois parvus, 384 nucleotides long. Lineage: Eukaryota; Metazoa; Chordata; Amphibia; Anura; Ranidae. The record is from the annotation of a GenBank genome assembly.